ACCUCGGAUCCUUGGCUCAACCUACAGCAGGCUACAAAUUAACCAGUUAAUAAUACAUGUUAAAAGGUGACAGUCGUACAUCUUCCCAAGGUAUUGAUUCGGCUUUGUCAGGUCGCCAAUGCACUGCACACUCUUACCAAGUGGGACCCAAACUAUAUAGAAUGGUUUAGAACAACACAACCACAUUAGUGGAACUUAUUAGAACUUCAUCAGCACUAGACCAAAAUCCACCAAGUAGGAAUACCUAACUUUAAUUGUAUGUUUUGACUAUUAGUUGAUAUGAGCAACAAAUAAUUGAAGAGUGGAGCCCUGACUCCGACCACAUUUGUCUCCAUUUCCACAAAUCAAAAUCUCAUGUCCCUUCGAACAUGGAGCCAACUCUUACAACUAUUUGCCCACCCUAAUCGUAUUUCUAUCAAAUCAUCAUUUAUUUGCGCGAAACAUUGGUAUCCUGCAAUAAUUAUUUACUUCUACGUGGAAUAAAACACCCAAAACAUACAUACCAAAUGUCAUAACCUACAAGUUCUUUGGUCCACUUUAUAAAUUAACCUUGAGGUGGAGGAACAAUGAGGGUGCUUUUUUUUUUGAAAUUAAGCUAUUAGAAAUAAAGUAAUUAAAGAUAAUAAUGUUUCAUUUUCAGGAUGAUGUAAUUCAAAGGUGCAACAAAGCAUUUGUUCUAAACUUUUCUAGAAUAUAAUAUUAAUGUUACCAAGUCUAGAGCCAACAUAUAAACCCCACCAUGCAAACAUGUAUACUGUCACGUGUAUAUAACAGACAAAUUGCUUUGUUGUUCAAUAUUCACAUAUCAACAAAAGCAGUCCAUCGUCAAUCUAUCCGCAGAUUAAAGAAUCAUAUACUCAAAAAAAAAACAGUUAAACACUAUCGUUCUAAUAUAAGUUAAAACAGCAGUUUUGACCAAAAGAUUGGUUUAUGAUGGACGUUGAACCGGUGAUGUGCGAGUGUUGCGGAUUAACGGAAGAUUGUACGCAACACUACAUUAGUGAAGUCAAAGCUAACUUCGCCGGAAAAUGGCUUUGUGGACUUUGCUCCAAGGUGGUUAGCGACGAAGUCAGCCGAGAUCUGAAGCAGACAACGAUGGAGGAAGCUCUUAAUGCUCACGUGUUGUUUUGUGGCAAGUUUAAAGCUAACCCGGCAGAACUGGUCGCUGACGGCAUGAAACAGAUGCUACGUAGGAGGUCAGGUGACAUGUUGCCGGCCAAGUCCAAGAUGUUCGGAAGAUCUAAGUUCUAACACCAAGUAGUUGUGUUACACAUCUUGUUCUCUCAGUACUUUCUUCUCUUUUAGUGUUGGCUAAUGUAUAAUACAAUAAAAAAUGUAAAUCAGUACACUCAAACAACUAUUGCCAGUAAUCUUUGCAAGAACACAAGCCAUCUUUAUAACAGUGAAACCUAGUUCAAUAUCUCA
Messenger RNA from Brassica napus (rape), 1425 nucleotides. RefSeq lists its product as uncharacterized. The record is from RefSeq and is a predicted model, not a curated record. The coding region runs from base 931 to 1251 and encodes 106 amino acids. Lineage: Eukaryota; Viridiplantae; Streptophyta; Magnoliopsida; Brassicales; Brassicaceae. The transcript has a single exon.